Phoenix dactylifera (date palm) is the source of this 1078-nucleotide messenger RNA. RefSeq lists its product as uncharacterized. NCBI's taxonomy places the organism in Eukaryota, Viridiplantae, Streptophyta, Magnoliopsida, Arecales, Arecaceae. The record is from RefSeq and is a predicted model, not a curated record.
CUCUCCCUCUGCAUUGCCCUCUGUUCAGUCGGAUGUGGAUCCUUCUCAUACCUCUCUCCACUCCUCACAAGCCCCUCCCUCUCUCUCUCUCUCUCUCUAACUUCUACCUCACAUCACUCCCAAUCUCCAAUCCUCUUGGCGCUAUGGACCCAGUUCAAAUAGAGAAGCACCAAGCCAUGAAGAGGUGCAGAGGGAAGCAACUGCUCCCAACAUUCAUUCAAUCCUGUCUCACAGUUGUGAUGCUUGUUCUAUUCCUCUCGAGUCCCCUUUGGCUUCCUCACAUGUUCUCCUGCAUGAAGAAGUUCUUCUUGGUGUCUCUCCCAAACAUUGGUGCCAUCAUCUUCAGGCCCAAGUGCUUGUUCAUAGUCUCCAACAUCAUCAUCAUCUUCCUUAUCGGCGAGUCGAAGCUCUCCAAGUCCCCUCCGGCACCUGAUAUCUACGAAGAGUACGUGGCAAGAAGGCAAAGUCUUCAGAGGCUUCCUAGUGGUGAAGUUAAGGUGGUGGAAAGCGUGAUGGAGGAGACUCUGAAUAAAGAGAGUGUGAAGGAAGAGAGCUUAAAGGAGGAGAGUUCUGCGAAGGAGGACCCUUCAGAUGGAGGAGAGACAAAAGAGGAUGAUGAGGUAUUGGAGGAGGAGGAAGAGGAGAAAGGUGGUGGAGUUGAGGAGGAGGAGGAGGAGGAGGAGGUGGAGAGAGAGUGUGAGGAAUUGGAUGAAGAGGAAGAGAUGGGCUUGCCUGCAGAGGAAUUGAAUAGAAGGGCGGAGGACUUCAUUGCAAAGUUCAACCUGCAGAGGAGGCUUGAAGCAAGAAUGCUAGUUUGUUAUGGGUGAGGAAAGAGGAAGAGAGAUAUAGCAUCAGUAGUGCAAAAAGAUAGAGAACAAAGGUGUAUAACUCCAGCCACAUUGAACAAACAACCCCAUAUCCUAUGAGAUCUCUUGUACAUUUGGAGCUCUCUGUUUAUUUCAGAGGCAUUUCAGAAAAAGAUAUGGGGGGUUCUUCAUGUUCCUCCUUUUGCUUCUGUAGUUUUUUUCACAGACAGAAUGGACCCCAGAAAAAUAAAGGCUUCCCAUAAGUUUGCAAA